GUAGACUUCAAACUGAGCUCCGUCGAUCUUGCCUUCGCCAACUCUUUACGGCGGGCGAUUCUCGCUGAAGUCCCCACGAUGGCCAUCGACUUGGUUGAGAUCGAAGCCAACACCUCUGUCCUCCCGGACGAGUUUCUCGCGCACCGUCUCGGUCUCAUCCCGCUGAACUCCAAGAACUGCGACCAAGACGUCGAGUACACGCGCGACUGCGACUGCGAGAACCACUGCGCACGAUGCAGUGUGACGCUGACGCUGCAUGCGCGCUGCACGGGCGACGAGGUCAUGCCGGUGUAUGCGCGCGAUCUAGUCGUCAGCAGCGAGCGCGCGAACGAGUGGGUAGGGAGCCCGGUCAUUACGGAUCCCGAGGGCAAGGGACCGAUCAUCGCCAAGUUGCGAAGGGGCCAGGAGCUUAAGAUGACUUGUAUUGCGAAGAAGGGAAUUGCUAAGGAGCAUGCGAAGUGGGCGCCCACGGCGGCGGUUGGGUUCGAGUAUGAUCCGCAUAACAACCUCCGCCAUGUGGACUACUGGUACGAGGAGGAUCCUAUCAAGGAGUGGCCCGUCUCUCAGAACGCAGCCUGGGAACCACCCGCGGCUCCCGAUCAGCCAUUCGACUACGACGCCCAACCAACCACUUUCUACGUCGACGUUGAGAGCGUCGGCAACCUCGAUCCAGACGCUAUCAUCCAGCAGGGUAUCGUCGUCCUACAAAGGAAGCUCGCCUCCGUCAUCUCCGCCCUUACGGGCAGCGGAGAUGGCGACCGCAACGGCGUCGCUGAAGAUGAAGACAUGAUGGGCGGCGUCCGCAGUCCUGACGCAUAUGAGCCUCCCGAGGGUAUCGAUGGCGGCUUCACGGCUUAUGCUAAUGGUGCCACAAGCGCCUGGGGAGGCGUAGGUGGCACGACGCCAUAUGGAGCCACGCCGUAUGGACAGAGCGGUUACGGAUUCUGA
Molecule: messenger RNA, 948 nt
Organism: Paecilomyces variotii
Lineage: Eukaryota; Fungi; Ascomycota; Eurotiomycetes; Eurotiales; Thermoascaceae
Product: RNA polymerase II subunit 3
Exons: 2
Biological process (GO): DNA-templated transcription
Cellular component (GO): RNA polymerase II, core complex
Molecular function (GO): DNA binding; protein dimerization activity; DNA-directed RNA polymerase activity
Source: RefSeq, a predicted model, not a curated record